GGCCGAGGCAAGUUGAGACGGGCAGGUCAGAGUGGGCGGGGCCAACAGAAAGGAACCUGUUCCAGUGGUCCUGGACUCACCCUAUAGAACACAGAACACAGAACCAACACGCCAUGCUGUCUCUUUGCACUUCUCCGUGGACCGCCAUGACAGGGAGCUGAUGAUCAACCUUGACCUGUCACCUGUCCGUCGAGCCGAGGAGCGUUAUCACCAUGGCAACGACGUCCGCCGCACUUGGCAGAGGUUUGGGUCUGGUCCUGGUGGAGUUUCAGUACGAGUACCAGGGUCGGGACGGCUCGCUGAUCUCCAUAAAACCCAAUGAGCGCUAUGUCCUGCUUGCUAAGACCAACGACCACUGGUGGCAGGUCCGACGCGACCGCGCCUCCAAGCCUUUCUACAUCCCAGCAAAGUACGUCAAGGAGCUGCCGCUGGUCUUUCCCUCACCUCUCGACUUUGCUGACCCACCCCCUUCUGAACCGGCACCGGUUCCUGCUGCGGUGCCGGUUGCUGUGCCUGUUCCUGUUCCUGUUCCUGUUCCAAAGGCUCUUGAGGAGCCUGCCGGGACAAGAACCAAACCCGCUGACGAGGUGAUGAUCCGGCUCAAACCCGAGGCCUCCGGUGGGUACCGGAAGACUGAAAACCGCAUGUCCACCUUUGGCUUCCCACUGGACUCCCAGGAACCCUCAUUGCUGAUCGCUGCAGGACCGCGACAUCCCAGCAUCCCUCUUGGUCCAGAGACUGGUCCUGAGACUCAGAGCAAAAAGACACUCGACGACCAGAGAGACUCUGGAAAAUCCCAAGUUCCAAGUUUCAGUUUAGGUGACCCCUCUUUCCCAAGCCGACCCCACGUGCAACCCAUCGCCGUGGAGACGCCGGUGGUCCCCAAGGUCGACGUUCAGCAUGCAGAAGACCAGGAGGCCUCCAUGGAGGAGCAAGAAGAAGAAGAGGAGGAGGAAGUGGUCCCAGAGGAGUCCAACGAGUCAGAGAGCGACGAGGAGGACGAUCCCCCCAAAGAGGGAGGUUCUAACCAUAUCUACGAGUCCAUCCAGGACCUCAACCUGGACCUGGCCACCUUGACUAGACCAGCAGAGAGUCCUGGACCUCCUGUGCCCACCAAAGAGGCCUCGAGCCCGCCCAUCUACGCUGGCGUCUCAGCUGUCAAGGGGAGCGCCGACACUGACCCCGCCCCUCCAGAGCUGCCCGACGCUCCCCAGUCCACCACAGGCCAAGUCCCUUCCCCGUCGGCGACCCCGGUCCCUGACAUGACCAUCCCCUCACCGCCCGUCAGGACACAAGAUGGAUGGCAGGUCCACACGGACCAGGAGAGCGGGAAGGUGUUUUACUUCCAUCCCGUCACCCUACAGACCACCUGGUCUGACCCGCGUGAGCCCUGCCCCCCCUCGCCUGCCGACUCGGACCCACCUGGGGGGCUGCUGUCCCCUCCCUCUCCUCAGCAGGAACUCUGGGAGCAGCUCCUGGACCAGACAUCAGGAAGGUUCUACUACUACAACCCCACCUCAGGGGCCACGUCCUGGACCGCACCCCCGUCGCUCUCCCCCCUCAGCUCCACUGACGACGGCCCGCCCCCCCUUCCAGAAGAGGAUUAUCCUGUGAACGCACCCGACGACAUCGUGUUUCCUACGCAUCUCCAAAAACAUGUGAUUCCCAGAGCUCACCUGGACCUGGCGGAUGGGGUCCGCUUGCCGUUGAGGAUGAGGAAUGGCGUGGAGGACCGAGGCUGGAGACACAGCGUGGCUGAGGACAUGCUCGUAUCUCGCCAUCUGAGGAACUUCUCUGAUACCACUGACACAAGGAGAGACUUUCCUGACAGUUUGCAGCUCUCUGAUAGGUUCUCACGGAGGAGGAAUCUGUCCAAUCGCAGCACAGACUCCCAGCAGGGACACAUGCUGGAGAAAGCGGGAAUCCUCAACAAGACCAAAGUGAUCGAUCACGGCAAGAAGAUCCGGAAGAACUGGAGUCAGUCGUGGACCGUCCUCCAUGGAGGGAUCCUCACCUUUCACAGGGACCCCAAGUCUGCCCCCAGCGGGAACAUGUCCAAGGCGUCACAGAUUGUUCCGGAAUACACGGUGGAGUUGAGAGGAGCUUGGAUCGGCUGGGCCUCCAAGGACAAGUCCUCGAAGAAGAACGUGCUGGAGCUAAGGACUCGUCAAGGUUGCGAGUACCUGAUGCAAUACGACACUGAGAGCAUCAUCACCGACUGGCUGAAAGUCAUACAAGACACCGUCAGACAGCUGGAACAGGAGCACUUGUCAGACGACGAGGAUGACGCGUCCUCGGAGAGAGAGGACAAAGAGCGCAAGAGGAUGACCACCAGGAGCGCGUUGGCCGUCGACUCGGAGCAGACGCGCGUUCGCACCAAACUUCGGCGCUUCCUUCAGCGCAGACCGACGCUGCAGAGCGUGAAGGAGAAAGGCUACAUACGAGAUAACGUGUUCGGCUGCCAUCUUGACACGCUGUGGCACAGGGAAAACGCCACCCCACCCAAAUUCAUGGAGAAGUGCAUCAGAGCGGUGGACAGAAGAGGCCUUCAUGUGGACGGGAUCUACCGAGUGAGCGGAAACCUUGCUGUGAUCCAGAAGCUGCGGCACAAAGCAGAUCACGGUGACUUGAUGUGUUUGUGCUCAUCGAGCAGGAAGAAUAAAGAUGGGACAUUUGAAGACAAGCAUCCAUCUUCUUCUUCUCCCUUUUGUCUUUCUGCAGAGGAGCACCUGGACCUGGAGGACGGCCAGUGGGAGGACAUCCACGUCAUCACCGGCGCACUCAAGCUCUUCCUCAGGGAGCUUCCCGAGCCACUCUUCCCCUUCAGCUUCUUCGACAAGUUCAUCGCCGCCAUCCAAGUUCCAGACUACGACCUGAGGGUGUCCUACAUGAAGGACCUGGUGGCCGCCCUGCCCGUUCCCAACCACGACACCAUGGAGCUGCUCUUCAAACACCUGCGCAGGGUGAUCGAGCACAAGGAGUCCAACAGGAUGUCGGUGCAGAGCGUCGCUAUCGUGUUCGGACCCACGUUGCUCCGCCCCCAGACAGAGUCGGCCAACAUGACGAUCCACAUGGUCUUCCAGAGCCAGAUAGUGGAGCUGAUGCUCAACGAGUUCCACGUCGUCUUCGUGCAAAGCUAGCGCAGGCAGGCACGGCUCCUGUGGAACCUUCCAGAACCCUCCAAGAACACUGUGACAGGUGUUCUCGUGAGCGGACGCAGUCGGAACCCCUGCAAGUUCUAAGCUGGAGCCACUGGGAACACUGACGUGCUUGUGACACUCGACAAAGUGACUCGGCUUCAUCUUUAGGACACAUCCUUCUAGAACCUCCAAAAUACCACUAGGUGGAACCAUCGAGGACCCUGGACCGGAUGUGAUCUUCAAGUGCACCUUAUGAACAUGAGAACCUCAAAGAACCACUGGAGCAAACACGCUCUGCCUCUCCACUGGAAAAGUUUGAGAAAGAGGAAGCGGUCGUAUGAAAUAGACGUAUAUAAUGACGUUGUUAUUCUUACUGAUUCUUUUCAUUCGUUGGGAAAUGACAACAAGAUUCUGGAGGGACAAAACGACGUUAAAAGUUGUAGAAAAUAAAGAUUUUAUUCCAUU
Entelurus aequoreus (snake pipefish) is the source of this 3605-nucleotide messenger RNA. Its product is annotated as rho GTPase-activating protein 27-like. NCBI's taxonomy places the organism in Eukaryota, Metazoa, Chordata, Actinopteri, Syngnathiformes, Syngnathidae. The coding region runs from base 213 to 3140 and encodes 975 amino acids. Gene Ontology annotation, molecular function: protein binding. Gene Ontology annotation, biological process: signal transduction; regulation of GTPase activity. The record is from RefSeq and is a predicted model, not a curated record. The transcript has 20 exons. Gene Ontology annotation, cellular component: cytoplasm.